CGGUGACGUAGAAGUGCAGCGCGGCUCUUUAGUCCGUACACCUUGCGCGGGAGUGGAUGCCGGCUCGUCGCAAUCAUGGUGCACUGCAGUUGUGUGUUGUUCAGAAAGUAUGGAAACUUCAUCGAUAACCUCAGACUCUUCACCAAAGGAGGAAGUGGUGGAAUGGGUUACCCUCGUUUAGGUGGAGAAGGUGGAAAAGGUGGUGACGUUUGGGUUGUAGCCCAUAACAGAAUGACUUUAAAACAACUUAAAGACAAAUAUCCUCAGAAACGGUUCGUUGCUGGAGAAGGAGCAAAUAGUCGAGUUAGUGCACUGAAAGGCUCCAAAGGAAAGGACUGUGAAAUUCCUGUACCUGUGGGUAUUUCAGUAACUGAUGAAAAUGGCAAAAUCAUAGGAGAACUCAAUAACGAGAAAGACAGAAUUUUGGUAGCUGAAGGAGGUCUUGGUGGUAAAGUACUUACAAAUUUCUUACCAUUGAAAGGCCAGAAACGAGUUAUUCACCUUGAUCUAAAACUUAUAGCUGAUAUAGGCCUAGUGGGAUUCCCAAAUGCUGGAAAAUCUUCUUUGUUAAGUCAGAUAUCUCACGCAAAGCCUGCAAUUGCAGAUUAUGCAUUUACAACAUUAAAGCCUGAACUUGGAAAGAUUAUGUAUAAUGAUUUCAAACAGAUAUCAGUAGCUGAUCUUCCUGGUUUAAUAGAAGGAGCUCAUAUGAACAAAGGAAUGGGCCACAAAUUCCUCAAGCAUGUAGAAAGAACUAAACAACUACUUUUUGUUGUUGAUAUUUCUGGAUUUCAGCUUUCUUCCCAAACUCAAUACAGAACUGCCUUUGAAACCAUAAUACUGCUUACAAAAGAGUUGGAGUUGUACAAAGAGGAACUUCAGACAAAACCUGCACUCCUGGCAGUUAAUAAAAUGGACUUGGCAAAUGCCCAAGAUAAAUUCCGUGUACUGAUGAACCAACUCCAGAAUCCUAAAGAUUUUCUGCAUUUAUUUGAAAAGAACAUGAUUCCAGAGAGGACUAUAGAGUUCCAACACAUCAUCCCCAUCUCUGCAAUUACCGGAGAAGGAAUUGACGAACUAAAGAACUGUAUAAGAAAAUCUCUAGAUGAACAUGCCAACCGGGAAAAUGAUGCAUAUCAUAAGAAACAGUUGCUUAAUUUACAGAUUUCUAAUACAAUAUCUUAUAGUGAGCCACCAUCAAAGAAUGCUGGUACAAGUCCCAGAAUGGAUAAUUGAAAUUCUGUUCAUUUGAAAGCUUUUCCACAGACACGUAUUUUUUAGAAGGUUUUUAUUGAGUGUCACCCCUGUGCCAGGCACUGUGCAGGGUGCUGCAUGUACAGUGCUGAAGAAAACAGACGGGACCUGCUGCCCUCGUGCAUCUCACAUUUGAUAGCAGAAACUGCAAGGGAUUAGAAUAGCCUGGUUCCACUUUAAAGCAAAGGAAUGAGAGUGAGAAAGGCAUUUGGAAUUUGAACAUCUGUAUUGAUGAUAAUGACCAUGUUUCAUAUUGGGUAUGUUUUACAUUUAUGACUUGAGUGUCAUUUCUUUUCUGUUUUUUACUUCUGUUACUUCCUGAAUAUAAACAAGUAGCAAUGUGAGGACAGUUUCAUCAGGUGAAUUUCUGAAACUCUGACAUCAUAAUCUUAUUUUCUGCUGUGGCAAAGGAUAGUAGAUGUGUGUUGAAGAUUAAGAGGAAUUGUGUCUUACUUGCUCUGUCGGUAAUGCCCAGGUUACUACUCCACGACUGAAACAUUUUAUGUAACUCACUAAAAUGUUCAAUUAUAUGUAUUUUCUAGUUACUAAAAGUGUACUCUAUGUCCCUCUUUCUGAUGAUUAAUUUUUAUUCUAAACAAAAGGAGAAAAUCUGGAUUCCUUUUUUAUUUUAUAAAAAAUAAAUUUUAAGAACUUAAAGAUUUAUUUUGAAAUAAAUCUUUUAACAUCAUCUCAGAUACCAUUUAUUUUGUCCUUAAGCAAGACUUUUUUAUUUCUACCUUUCAAAAUAUAUGCUUUUUGGAAUACUUAAUUGUUAUAUUACUGAAUAGCCAGGAUAUCAGUACACUAUGUGUACAUAUUUUUACUGAGUCCCAGUAGUUCUUACAGAGCUGGUAUCUUGAUUCAUUUACCAUCGUGAACUGCAAGUUUAUACUGCCAGACACUGUCAAGUAUUAAGUAUAUCCUACUAUGAAGUUGGACCCGUGCUCUGAAGAUUUCACAUGAAUAAAAAAAUUCCAGAAAUUACUAUAUUGUUCUUUUUGUGA
Messenger RNA from Diceros bicornis minor, 2258 nucleotides. RefSeq names its product GTP binding protein 10 (gene GTPBP10). The transcript is spliced from 11 exons. The record is from RefSeq and is a predicted model, not a curated record. The coding region runs from base 76 to 1236 and encodes 386 amino acids. Gene Ontology annotation, cellular component: mitochondrion. NCBI's taxonomy places the organism in Eukaryota, Metazoa, Chordata, Mammalia, Perissodactyla, Rhinocerotidae. Gene Ontology annotation, molecular function: GTP binding; magnesium ion binding; GTPase activity.